AUGAGAGGAGAAGCGGAGGAUACCGGCGAAUCAGGCACAACUGGUGGGGAUCGGAUGGUGUUCUGCGCUGGCACUGGCUUUCCUUUAAAAAACAAAAUUGUUGGUUUUGAUGGCCGGUUCUUUUUGGGUGUUUUUCAUUGCAUUGACAAACAACACAGCAUCAUUCUCCAAGAUGCAGUAGAGUAUCGUAGCACAAGAUGCUUUUCACCAUCCCCAAUGGAGCAAAGAUGCCUUGGCCUCAUUCUCAUUCCAUCCUCAUGUAGGUCCUCUUGUCAUGUAGAUUGCUCCAUUGACAAACAAUUGUCUCUCUUAUCUCUCGAGAAUAGCAUAAAUAACACUUUUCGAUAA
Molecule: messenger RNA, 348 nt
Organism: Telopea speciosissima
Lineage: Eukaryota; Viridiplantae; Streptophyta; Magnoliopsida; Proteales; Proteaceae
Exons: 2
Coding region: 1-348 (115 amino acids)
Cellular component (GO): NatC complex
Source: RefSeq, a predicted model, not a curated record